Molecule: messenger RNA, 837 nt
Organism: Trypanosoma conorhini
Lineage: Eukaryota; Euglenozoa; Kinetoplastea; Trypanosomatida; Trypanosomatidae
Product: putative short chain 3-hydroxyacyl-CoA dehydrogenase
Exons: 1
Coding region: 1-837 (278 amino acids)
Biological process (GO): fatty acid beta-oxidation
Cellular component (GO): mitochondrion
Molecular function (GO): NAD+ binding; (3S)-3-hydroxyacyl-CoA dehydrogenase (NAD+) activity
Source: RefSeq, a predicted model, not a curated record
AUGGGCAGUGGCAUUGCCCAGGUUACCGCGCACGCUGGCGUUCCAGUCACCGUUGUGGAUGUGUCGCAUGAUCGAUUGGGGGUUGCGCGCAAGUCCAUCGAGGGCUCUUUGGCGCGGGUUGGGAAGAAGCAACACCCCGGUGACGAGCAAAAAGGGAAGGCGUUUGUGGAGGAGGUCGUUUCACGAAUAACCUUCACGACGGACGAGCGGCUGGCGGCGUCGAACGCGGGUUUAAUCGUGGAAGCCAUCGUGGAGAAGAUUGACGCGAAGAAAAAGUUGUGGAAAAAAAUUGAUGGCAUGGCCCCAAAGGAGUGUGUCUUUUGCACGAAUACCUCGUCGCUAUCUGUGGGAGAGCAGGCUGCAGCCACAAGCCGCCCUGAUCGUUUUGCCGGGCUUCACUUCUUCUCCCCUGUUCCCAUGAUGAAGUUGGUGGAGGUUGUGCGGGCGGCUAAGACCUCGCAGGGGACUGUCGAUCAGCUCUUGGAGUAUGUGAAGUUGCUGAAUAAGCAGCCGGUGUUGGCGGUGGACACGAAAGGGUUUAUUGUCAACCGUCUGCUUGUACCAUAUCAAUUGGAGGCCUGCAGGCUGGUGGAACGGGGCGUUGCGAGUGUUGAAGACGUUGAUUUGGCGAUGAAGCUCGGCUGCGGACAUCCGAUGGGACCUUUUGCGUUGGCCGACAGCGUCGGAAUCGACGUGCUCAAGUUUAUUGCGGACGCGUGGCACAAGGAGGAGCCAGAAAACCCCUUGUUCACACCUUCGAAGCUCCUUGACGAGAAGUUUGCGCAAGGAAAACUUGGCCGCAAAACUGGAGAAGGGUUUUACAUCUACACGCGGUAG